Molecule: messenger RNA, 625 nt
Organism: Malus domestica (apple)
Lineage: Eukaryota; Viridiplantae; Streptophyta; Magnoliopsida; Rosales; Rosaceae
Product: auxin-responsive protein SAUR76-like
Biological process (GO): response to auxin
Source: RefSeq, a predicted model, not a curated record
AACACAGCGCUACUCAACUCUCUCUCUCUCUCUCUCUCUCUCUCUCUCUCUCUCUCUCUCUGUGAAAAAAACCAUUAUUCAUAUCAAAUGGCCAAAGGUGGGAAGCUAACAAAGCUCAAGUCAGUACUGAAGAAGUGGAACUCCUUCAGCAAGCAGAACAGCCGCCGCAGCCUCAAUUCUGUUGUCUCCGCCGCCGAUGACGAUUACUCCACGGACGUAAUCUCAGGAGACCUACGCCCUGUCUACGUGGGUAAGUCCCGAAGACGUUACCUUGUGGCCUCCAACAUCGUAGACCACCCGCUUUUCAAGGAGCUGGCCGACUGGUCAGAUGACGACACGAUCAACGUCGCAUGCGAGGUCGUGCUGUUCGAGCACUUGUUGUGGAUGCUCGACAAUGCCGAUCCACAGCCCGAGUCCUUGAACGAGUUAGUCGAGUUCUAUGCCUGCUGAGGGAAAUAUUUAGUAAUGCCUUGUAUGUAUGUGCAUGGUGCGAGUAGGUUAUUGAGGAAAAUAAUGAGAGAGUGGUGGGGGUGAUUCUGUGUGGUCAUCUGCACGGUAUAGAAAGUUGUACAUUAUCAAUAGAUCAUCUACUGAGGGAAAAAAAUUUGAGUGUGAUUUGAUUGCA